AAUAAAAAGGAAAGUCUGGUAAGUUAAAGGUAGAGAGGGAGAUCGAGAGAGAGAGAGGGGCACUGAGCACAGGCGAUUCAGCCUACCUCUGUGUUCGUGGCCGUGCCGGGAUCCGACAUUGUUGAGUUUAACUCGACCCGUUAAAUUCGGCUCUCUUCCUCACCCUUAGGGUUUCUUCUGGUUCUGUUUUCGCAACGACGAAGAGGGGAGAUCAUUCCUUUUUCCGACACUAAACAACGGGACCUCCCUUUUUCAUGCCCCUUUCUUUCCAGAUGUAUGUUUGGUAUUGGCUUUUCACUAGUGUUUAUUCCUGUUGAAGAUGAAACCGACGUAUUUUUCUCCGGCAGGACCCUCAAAGUAAAUUGUAGCGAUGGGUGGAUGUGUAUCGACCCAUUCAAGAAGAAUUUGGCCCCGGAGGAAGAGCCAUCACAAAUCUUCCAAAAACUUGUCUAAAGUUUCUGAUAUUAUCUCUCGUGCAAACACGAGAAGACCCAGUGAUGUCGGGAGCCGAGUAUCUUUUGCAAUUUCCCAAGAAGAGGCAUGGUUUGACUCCGUCAGUGUUCUUGAUUCUGACUCAGAUGAUGACUUUAUCAGCCUACAUGAAGCUGAUAAUGUAUCGUCGGCGGGUGGGAAGAUGGGUAACCACACAAAUGGUCAAGUAGUUCAGUAUGAAGCUUCUUCAUGCAUUGUGGAUGGGAAGGGAAAGUAUGAAGAGUACAAUGAGACUUACUUGAAGAUCAAUGGUGGUAAAACCGAGAAAUUUAUGAGCAAAGGUUUGUCCGUUAUCACUGGAAACAACAAGAAGACGAAACUAUCGGACCAAUCUUUUGGAAGCUUCAAAGGUUUAAAGGAACAAAAACGAAACUCUCAAGAAAAAACCCUAAGAUCCAGCUUGAGCCGGUUGAUGCCCUCUCUUAGUUUCAACGACAAGACUGUAAACUCACCCACUUCUCAGAAGAGAAGAUCAGCAGUUUACCGGCUUUCUUUUAAGAGGAGAUCAUGCGAUGGAGAGGAAGUUACCGAGCAUUGGUCAUCAAGGAGGGUAAUGUAUCGUCCAAAGGCGGGAUUGAUCAUUCCUUGUUCAGCGAGAGAGAAGCAGUCUCCGGGAAGAUGGUGUGAGCUUCCACCUUCAACUUUUAAACUCCGUGGAGAAUCCUAUUUUAAAGACAAGCAGAAAUCCAUGGCUCCAAACCAGUGUCCUUACACUCCGAUAGGCGUUGACUUGUUCAUCUGCCCAAGGAAGAUCGAUCACAUAGCCCAACACCUCGAGCUUCCCGACAUCAAAGCCGAGGCCAUACUCCCUUCUCUUAUGAUUGUCAACAUUCAGUUGCCAACAUAUCCUGCUGCAAUGUUCCUCGGCGAUAGCGAUGGAGAAGGUAUGAGCCUCGUGCUUUACUUCAAACUACAAGACAACUACGAAAAAGACAUCUCUCAGCAAUUUCAGGACAGCAUCAGGAAACUGAUCGAUGACGAGAUGGAAAAGGUGAAAGGGUUUGCGAAAGAUAACACAGUUGCCUUCCGUGAAAGGCUUAAGAUCGUGGCCGGGUUGGUUAACCCGGAGGAUCUCAAUCUAGGCUCGGCCGAGAAGAAGCUUGUACAGGCUUACAAUGAAAAACCCGUCCUCUCCCGUCCUCAACACAACUUCUACAAGGGUCCUAACUACUUCGAGAUUGAUUUGGAUGUUCAUCGGUUCAGCUACUUAUCACGGAAAGGACUUGAAGCAUUCAGAGACCGACUGCAAAAUGGAAUCCUCGAUUUCGGUUUAACCAUCCAGGCGCAAAAACCAGAAGAACUACCGGAGCAAGUCAUGUGUUGUCUGAGACUGAGCAAGAUCGACUUCGUUGACCAUGGUCAAAUCCCUACACUGCUAACCCCAGACGACGGUGAAGUUCUCAUGUAAAACUAACUACCGUGUAUGUAAAUCUCGACCGUUGGAUGAAGAAAACAACAUGAUAAAAAUAAAAUAAGCCUGACCUCAUUUGUUGUUUGUUCAUCAAACGCCUUUGUGUUUUCUUCAGAAUGUGUUGUUGUUCAUUGUAAAACAAUCCUUACACUGUAUGUAUGCUUAUUAUCACUCCAAAUCACUGUUAAUCCUCGUGUUUAAACUUUAAUUGCGUUUA
This is a messenger RNA of Tarenaya hassleriana, 2120 nucleotides long. RefSeq lists its product as uncharacterized. Bases 371 to 1900 code for a protein of 509 amino acids. The record is from RefSeq and is a predicted model, not a curated record. NCBI's taxonomy places the organism in Eukaryota, Viridiplantae, Streptophyta, Magnoliopsida, Brassicales, Cleomaceae. The transcript is spliced from 10 exons.